Sycon ciliatum is the source of this 2497-nucleotide messenger RNA. RefSeq lists its product as uncharacterized. NCBI's taxonomy places the organism in Eukaryota, Metazoa, Porifera, Calcarea, Leucosolenida, Sycettidae. The transcript has 2 exons. The record is from RefSeq and is a predicted model, not a curated record. The coding region runs from base 1370 to 2056 and encodes 228 amino acids.
CGCUGUCUCGGCAGCUGCUCAUGCUCGUGCAGCUAUUGUAGCUGAAGCCAUUGCUGUAGGGUUUCUACCGCCCCAUCGGUGGGAGUGGAAUCGACGUCCCUACAGUGCGAUCCUCGCUGGUCCCCUGACCUUGCCGUGAGCGUGCGGACAUGUUGGUGCCUCGAGCGGUGAAUGGAUGUCCAGUGGACGCUGUGAUUGAUACAGGAUCCGCCGCUACAUUGUUGUCAGAGGAUUUUGCCGACCGCCUACCUAAGGAGCUGGAAAAGGAAACCUCUGACCAAGGCCAGAAGUUGAUUAGCCCCAACGGGCAACCACUAGAAGCCGUGGCGUCAGCAAUUGUUCAGUUGGAACUCGGAGAUGCAACCUGUUGGCACCGGUUCACCAUAUUGUACAGGGCAGGUCGAUCGCACGCUAACGCUGAUGCAUUGUCACGCCGCCCUGACGCUUCGACGACGCUGUUCGUAGGGGCCGUGAACAACGACGUUGGCAACAUCCCCACAUCCCUCAUCCGCCGUUUCAACUGGCCGUGGUCAAGAUGGGAAACGGAACAGGAGAAGGACCGAGAUCUCGCCCAAGUAGUGUCCUGGCUAGGUAUGGACUCUCCGCCUUGCCCACAGGACAUGAUGGGUAGCAGUCCUGAGGUACGUAUUUUGUGGAAAAAUCAUGAAAUGCUGGUUCAUCAUGAGGGGGUGUUGUGCCGUCGUUGGGAGGACCCUUGCCCGGUAAGCCGUCUAUCUUGCAAGUUGUUGUUCCCCGGCAUUUACGUUCAUUGGUUUUGCAAGAGUAUCAUGACCAGGGGGGACAUACGGGUUCUACACGCCUGCAGAAGAAACUGACGCAACAAUUUCACUGGGUAGGCAUGAAGAAAGGUGUCUUGGAUUGGGUUGCAAGUUGUUCUUCCUGUAGCCAGUUGAAGCGUCCCGUUGGCAGAGGGUCUGGCGCUCCAAUGCAGUCUUCCUGGACGGGGUAUCCUUUUGAGCGAGUAGCUAUGGAUUUGAUCCCCAAUUUGCCGGAGACAGCGGAAGGGAACCGCCAUAUUUUGGUUGUAGUUGACUAUUUCACUAAAUGGGUGGAAGCUUUUCCGCUUUCGAGAAUAGAUGCUUCCACUAUUGCUUUGGUGUUUGUUAAUGAGUUUGUGUCACGUUUUGGUGCUCCUGAUCGGUUGCAUACCGAUCAGGGCAAAAACUUUGAUGGCUCUCUGUUUCGCAGUGUUUGCUUUCUGCUUGGCAUAGAUAAGACCAGGACAACUGCGUACCAUCCACAGAGUGACGGUCUGGUUGAGAGAUUCAACCAGACGCUUGAGCGUGGCCUGGCGCACUAUGUCUGACGGAAUCAUCGAGAUUGGGACAUCAAGUUGCCAGCCUUCUUGAUGGGAUACCGCUCGACGCCGCAGACUAGUACCGGCUACAGUCCAAGCUAUCUGCUCUUUGGUCGGGAGCUAUGCUUACCUCAAGACUUGGCAUUUGGAUUACCGCCAGGAGCAGCAUCCGCAGUAGCGUCCCAGCCGGAAUUCGUGAGUGCUCUCCGCCGACGCCUGGAGGACGCUCAUGCGCAGGUUCGGGAGCACUUGGGCAACGUGCACCGCUAUCAAGCGCAUAUCCGUGAUCGCAACGCUAAGGCCGUGACGUUUGCAGCUGGUGAUGCAGUGUGGCUUCUGGUGCCGGCCAUUCCGACGGGUACAACCGCCAAGUUUUCUAGACUGUGGCACGGACCGUACCUAGUCGAGGAGAAGCUCUCCGCCGUCACCUACCGCAUCAAGCUGUCUGAGCCCACGGCACGUCGGCUGAUAGUGCACGUCAACCGGCUGAAAAGUUGUCAUCAUCGACCGAGUCGGCUGCAGGAGGUUCACGAACAAGAUGAGUCGGACCCACCACAGCCCAUGGCAUCCACCCUGACUCCGUCCUACCAGCCUGAUGCCACUGAUGCCGCCGCCCGAGACGAGGAGGACACCGCUUGGGUAUUCGACAGUGCUCCGCCAGUUGGCGUGAUGGAAAGGCGAACCCCGCGUUCCCGCCAUCCACCUCAGCUGUUUGGGAGUCCCGUCUGGCACGAGUAAGGAUUUCAGUGGUAUUGACUGGAUUGGUUGUGGCCAAUAUUACAGCUAGUCUUUGAACAGUUUUUUGAUCGGAACUCCAAUUUUGACCUGCACUCGUUUAGUUAAAUUGUUAGCUAUAAUCUUAGUCUAAAUUAUUACGUUACUUAUAACACGAGGACGUGUUCUUUUCCGUGUAAGCGGGGGGAUAUGUCGUAUCCAUAUGAUUGGCACGUGCCUUUUAGGCCUCUACGGGACAAGUAUGCCUUAUUUAGUUGUUUUAUUAUUUAUCUAUCUCCCGUAAACGGGUUCAUAAUCGUCUUUAUUUUAUAUUUCCCCACAUGGCUCCCGCUCUUUAUGCAACAGUUCGUACGCAUAUUUAUUACGGUGAUACGCUAUUGCAUGCGGGACCAGCAAUCUCGUGGCCAUGGAUUUCCAUGGCCACAACUAGAUCAUAUUGCCAUC